Molecule: messenger RNA, 453 nt
Organism: Rhagoletis zephyria (snowberry fruit fly)
Lineage: Eukaryota; Metazoa; Arthropoda; Insecta; Diptera; Tephritidae
Source: RefSeq, a predicted model, not a curated record
AUGAACGACACGCAGAUUCAGGAGCUCCAGGAGACGUUCAACAUCUUUGACAGCAAGGGCGACGGGAUGAUUGCGGUGAAGCAGGUGGGCGACGUCCUCCGGGCGAUGGGCCAGAACCCCACCGAGGCGGACAUUGCCAAGUGCCUCAGCGGCACGGCCCAGGAGGAGGCGGGGCCGGAGGGCCGCCUCAGCUGGGAGACCUUUCUGCCCAUCCUGCAGUCGGUCAACAAGGGCAAGGACAAGUACUCGGUGGAGGACAUCGCCGAGGGGAUGCGCCACUUUGACAACGAGGGAAAUGGCUUCAUCAAGGCCGCCGACCUGCGCCACCUGCUGACCGCCCUCGGCGAGAAGCUGACCGAGGACGAGGUGGAGCAGCUGAUGGACGGCGUGACGGUGGAUGACGAGGGCAAGGUCAACUACGAGAACUUUAUCAGGCAGAUUAUGAAUGGCUGA